CUUGGAGACUGUGCGCUUCUCUGCUCAUAAAGUUGCAAAGUGGAAAGACCGUUUGUUUGGGAAAGGCCCAAAAGAGAAAUUGAAAACAGAAAUUUUCAGUGUGUGGUGCUAACCAAUUUCAGUAUUAUCACGUGUAAAAUCACAUGAUUUGAUUAGGUAAUAAUAGUGCUUUCGCGAAUUUUAAAUUUUUGAGAACUCAUCAGGUACAAUUUUUUUGAACCACAAUGAUCUUUCUUUUUAAUGUAUGAAGGAUUAGUUCGCUAUACUCCACCAAACUCAUAAUGGACAAUAUAUCAAACCUUUCUUCAAACUUGCCUCCUACAAAACCAAUAUCGGAAGAAUCUAUUAAAGAAAUCAACCAGGAUUUGGUCUUGGAGUUCAAAAAUGCUGCAAAAUCAGUUGCUAGUUUAUACAAAUUAUCCCUACAGAAAAAUUCAAUGCUACGGUAUAAAGGUUAUUUAGAUUGUAUUGAUGAUUUAUUAAAUUUGAUUAAAAAUGAUGGUGAUGUGGAAAAUUGGGCUUUAAUGAAAAAACUAGAACUAGAAGGGAAAUUAACAGGAUCUGAAUUAAAGAAAGAAUCUGAUAAAGCUAAUAUGUCAUCAUCGCCUUCAAAACAAGAUUUAUUAGAUCCACAAAUUCCUAUGGAUUAUGAUUUUACAAUGUCUCAUCCAAAUCAACAUAAGUUCCCACCAACAAUGCCAAUGCUAUCUGUGGAUCAUUCAAAUCAUAGAGUUCCAAAAGAUAAAAGAUUAAUUAAAACUCCAGGGACCAAUAAUAAUAAGGAAAGUCCAAAUACCGAUGUCAGUGAUGAGAAUAAUUCAAGUGAAGAUGAAGCUAAUAUUGAUGAUUCUGCUGCAAAGAGAAAGUUACAAUCUAUGAGAACUGAUAAAAGAGUAAAGUAUUAAAGUCCUCGUUGAGUUUUUGUUUUUGGGUUUUUCCUUGUUUAGGUUUGCAUCAAUCAGGCGUUUUCUUUUACAUCAUUAUCACAAUCAUUAUCAAGAACCACUAAUACAUUGGAGGGGUUUUACACUGCAUUCUUUUUAAUCAAUUUUUUUGAGUUAUAACAUGAACAUUUGCUACAUCAUUUUUACUUUUUGCUGCUUUUAAUUGACUUUUUUGUAAUCUCAUGGGAUGAGAUUUUCUUAUUUAUUAGGCUUUGGUGAAGGCAUUAUAAGUCAACGCAUAUAUAGUUUUAUUGAAAUAUACCUUCGUUAAAUAAGUACUAGAAAGCGUAGCUUUUUUCGUAUGCCAUUCUUGGUUUAAUCGUUGAUACAACUCGGUCCAUAAGAAUCACAACAAAUCAAAAUCCGUAAGUCCCAUAUACAAAAUCUCAUGAUUUGGAUAUUAUAUAUAUGCUCUAGUAUGAACUUCUAAUUACUACCU
This is a messenger RNA of Hansenula anomala, 1383 nucleotides long. RefSeq lists its product as uncharacterized. The record is from RefSeq and is a predicted model, not a curated record. Lineage: Eukaryota; Fungi; Ascomycota; Saccharomycetes; Phaffomycetales; Wickerhamomycetaceae. The coding region runs from base 282 to 905 and encodes 207 amino acids. The transcript has a single exon.